Molecule: messenger RNA, 2608 nt
Organism: Zonotrichia leucophrys gambelii
Lineage: Eukaryota; Metazoa; Chordata; Aves; Passeriformes; Passerellidae
Gene: PRCP
Product: prolylcarboxypeptidase
Exons: 9
Coding region: 144-1586 (480 amino acids)
Biological process (GO): angiogenesis involved in wound healing; negative regulation of systemic arterial blood pressure; regulation of blood vessel endothelial cell migration
Molecular function (GO): serine-type exopeptidase activity; dipeptidyl-peptidase activity
Source: RefSeq, a predicted model, not a curated record
ACGUGUAGCCUGGCCCCGCCCCCAGGGCCCCGUUGCUCCCAGCGGGGCAGCCCCGGGCGGGGAACCCGGGCCCUGAUAAAGCGGCGGCACCGAGCUCGCUCUCGCUUCUUCCCUUCCUGGUCCUCCUCCUGCCGCCCGCGGCGAUGCUGCGGCUCCUCCUGCUCCUGCCGCUCCUCGGCGCGGCCGGCGCCCUGCCUGCCCCGCUGCUCCGCCGCCGCCGGAGCGCCUCGCUGCCCUCCGGGCCCUACCAGACGCGCUACCUGAGGCAGCAGAUUGAUCACUUUGGAUUUGAUGAAAAUGGUACAUUCCAGCAGAGGUACCUGGUAGCAGAUCAGCACUGGAAGAAGGACAAUGGACCAAUUCUGUUUUAUACAGGCAAUGAAGGAGACAUUGAGUGGUUCUGCAACAACACGGGUUUUAUGUGGGAUGUGGCUGAAGAACUUAAUGCCAUGUUGGUAUUUGCUGAACAUAGAUAUUAUGGAGAAUCUUUGCCCUUUGGGAAUGAAUCUUUCAGUGAUUCCAAGCAUCUCAAUUACCUGACAUCAGAACAAGCUCUGGCAGACUUUGCAGUACUUGUUGAGUACUUAAAGACAACCAUUGCAGGAGCCAAGCACAGUCCAGUCAUAGCUAUUGGAGGGUCUUAUGGAGGAAUGCUUGCAGCCUGGUUUAGGAUGAAGUAUCCCCAUGUGGUGGUUGGAGCUCUGGCAGCCUCUGCCCCCAUAUGGCAGUUUGGUGAUCUGGUUCCAUGUGGCACAUUUUUCAGCAUAGUGACCAAUGAUUUCAAAAAGAGUGGCAAGGGCUGCUCAGAGAGCAUCCGGAACUCCUGGAAUGCUAUAAACCACCUUUCCUCAACAGAUGCAGGUUUGCAGUGGCUUUCCAACGCAUUUCAUUUGUGCAGCCCCUUAAAAACUCCUCAGGAUGCUGCUGUAUUGAAAAAUUGGCUGAGUGAGACAUGGGUAAACUUGGCUAUGGUGGAUUAUCCCUAUAAAGCUGACUUCUUGCAGCCUCUGCCAGCUUGGCCUAUACAGGAAGUCUGCAAGUUCUUGAAGGAUCCCAGUCUCUCUGACAAAUUGUUGCUGCAGAAUGUUUUCCAGGCAGUAAAUUUAUAUUACAAUUAUACAGGAGAGACCUCAUGCUUAGAUGUGUCACAGACUGCAACGAAGAGUCUGGGUGAAAUGGGUUGGUACUACCAGACUUGCACUGAGAUGGUGAUGCCCUUGUGCACAGAUGGUGUCCAUGACAUGUUUGAGCCUCAGAAGUGGGACUUUGAUGCACUUUCAGAAGAGUGUUACAGGAUGUGGGGAGUGAUGCCUCGCCUCUCUUGGAUUCUUUCUAUGUAUGGAGGAAAAAACAUCAGUUCACACAGCAACAUCAUCUUCAGCAAUGGUGGCCUGGAUCCAUGGUCUGCAGGUGGGGUGACCCAGAACAUCACCGAUUCCCUCGUGGCAGUUGUGAUCCCGGAUGGAGCCCAUCACCUGGACCUGCGCAGCCGCCACCCUUUGGACCCCAAGUCUGUGCAGCAAGCUCGAGCCAUGGAGAUCUGCCUCAUGAAGGAGUGGAUUGAAAAGGCCAGGCACAGCCUCUGAAGUGCUACUGCAACAUCUGUGGCCAUUGCCCCUCUCUUGGCUUUGCUGGGAGUAGGGCCAGGCCUUGUGAUACGGUCAUUGGAGCAUUUCCCUCCUCGCCUGCAGCACAGUGGCCACCAUGGCUCAUGUCCAUGGGAGAGGCAGGCAGCAGAUGGAUGGAGAGCAUGCUCAGAUGAUAAACUCCAGUCAAAGUGCAUGGAUUGAGCUGCCUGCUCUGGUUUGCUUUCCUCUUCUGCUCUUCUCAAAUGCUGUGCUUUACUGCACAGUAGUGGGUUCCUGUUCUAGGCUUGUUGCUCUUCUCCUCGCUGCACUUGAGUGAUUGUUCCAACUGCUGGUGUAUCCAGCAGUGGAUUACAUGGGAGUGCUGUUGGUGUUGAAACUCUUGCUGCCUCCAGUGUGAUUGAAUUUCAGACAUCCUCUGCUGGUGGAGAUAAUGAGGGAACAGAAAUCACAUCUGACUGUGAUGUUUGGUGGAGAUGUAGGGAAGGCCUGGGGAAAGUGGCUGUGCUGUUUGUAAGGAAACUAAACCCUUACUCAGCCCUUACCCUUUGGAAUCAGUGUUGGAAAAGAAAUAAAUAUACAACUUUUUUUCCUACCUAGUUUUCCAGCAGCUUAUUAACCAGUGGAUUUUUGUAUUCUGUGCUGUACUGAAUGGUCAGGGCUGGGCCCAGACUCACUCUGCUAACUGGCUGAGCAUGCAGAAUCUGCAUCAAGAUUUUACUACUUCUUUUGCUAUGAGUCCUAAUUCUGAGAUAUGUCACUGUCUGUGCUGGUGGUUACCAAAGAAAAAUGAGUAUGUAUGUGUGUGUAUCCCUCACAAAUACUUUGCUUUUUAAAAUCAGGAAGCUUUUGAAGCUAUUCUCUUGAAGAGCAAAUGGGACACUUGUGCUGGCUACAUCUUAUGAAGUGACAAAUAAUUGGGGCAGUGCCUUGUGUGGGUUCUUCCCUCCCCUCCAUUCUGUGUAUUGUUCAAAUUCUGCAUGAUCUGUUUGCUGAUGGCUCUUCAAUAAAAGCCUUUUAAA